UUGCCGUAGUUUGGCGAUCGUCAGGAGAGGAGACGAGCAAGGAAACAUGGCAGGUAGAGUUGGGAAACAGAGCCGUGCCAACAAUGCGACUGGCAGCGCGAACAGAAAGGGUCCUGCCGGGCAAGAAGAGGAGGAGCAGCCGCUUCAGGCUGUUCUGAUAGCCGACAGCUUCACCCGGAGAUUUUUCCCCAUUUCUAAAGAUCAGCCCAGGGCUUUGUUCCCACUGGCCAAUGUGGCCAUGAUUGACUAUACACUGGAAUGCCUCACCGCCACUGGUGUCCAGGAAACGUUUGUCUUUUGUUGCUGGAUGUCGAAUAAAAUCAAAGAGCACUUGUUGAAGUCAAAAUGGUGCCGCCCGACCUCCCCAAACACAGUACACGUCAUCACGUCAGACCUGUACCGUUCCCUGGGGGACGUGCUGAGGGACGUCGAUGCCAAGUCUCUCGUCCGUGGUGACUUCCUUCUUGUUUAUGGGGACGUGGUGUCCAACAUCGAUGUCACCCAAGCCCUGCAGGAACACAGGAAUCGUCGCAAGGCAGAAAAGAACGUGUCUGUGAUGACCAUGAUUUUCAAGGAGUCGUCGCCUGGUCACAAGUCACGCUGUGAGGAAGACGAUGUUAUUGUAGCUGUGGACAGCAAGAGCAAGCGGGUUCUUCACUACCAGAAGACUCAUGGGCUAAAGAAACUCCGUUUCCCAAUGAAUCUGUUCCACGGUGGAAGUGAUGAGAUUGAAAUUCGUCAUGAUCUGCUCAACUGCCACAUUAGUAUCUGCUCCCCACAGGUUGCAGAGCUGUUCACUGACAAUUUUGACUACCAGACAAGAAACGACUUUGUCCGUGGAAUCCUGGUCAACGAAGAGAUUUUGGGAAACCAGAUCCACAUGCACGUGACCGGGGAUGAGUACGGAGCCCGAGUGUCCAACCUGCUGAUGUACGACACCGUCUCCUCGGACAUCGUGCGGCGCUGGGUUUUCCCGCUCACCCCCGAGGUGAACUUCGCCGACCAGGAGGGGCAGGCCUGCACUCACUCCCGGCACAACGUGUACCGCGGCGCAGGGGUCAGCCUGGGCCACGGCAGCCACAUGGAAGAGAACGUGCUGAUCGGCCAGGGCACGAGCAUCGGCACCAACUGCCACAUCUCCAACAGCGUCAUCGGGAACGGCUGCACCAUCGGGAACAAUGUGGUAUUGGACAGGGCCUACAUCUGGAAUAACGUCUGCAUCGCCAGCAACUCAGAAAUCAAGCAGUCGGUUCUUUGCGAUAACGUGGAAGUGAAGGAAAAUGUCAUUUUGAAUCGUCAGUGUGUCCUUGCUUUUAAUGUGGUCAUUGGGCCCAGUGUGACACUCCCAGAAGGCACAGUUGUGUCAAUGCACCAUCCUGACGAGGAGGAUGAGGAGGAUGAAGACGAGUUCCUGAGUGAUGAAGCAGAGGUCAGCAGCAGCCAAGCCAAAGCAAAGUUAAAAGCUUUCAGUGCUGCCGAGGUUGGGUCAGAAGGCAAAGGUUACAUUUGGAGAUCAAGCAACCUGACAGAGGCAGAAGAAGAUGAGUUGUCCCAGUCUUUGUGGGGUAUGGUGCUGAACCCCGACCCGGAGAGUGAGAGUGACAGUGAGGUCAGUGAGGGCUCUCACGACCUGGACAGCCGGGGUGCAUCUCCUGAGCUGGAUGAUGUCAAAGUUUUCCAGGCAGAGGUGCAGGGAACUCUUCAGAGAGGAAUAGAAGAGAACAUCAGCUGUGACAACCUGGUUCUGGAGAUCAACUCUCUAAAAUACGCCUAUAACAUCACCUUGAAGGAGGUGAUGCAAAUCCUCACUAAAGUGGUCUUGGAAUUUCCCUUCCAGCAGGAAGGGCAGCAGCUAACCACCUCUCAGUAUGGCUCUCGGCUCAUUCCUCUCUUAAAGAGAUGGGCCCUUGUCUUUAAAAACUACGUCAAAAGAGCUCAAGACCACCUGGACUGCUUGGCUGCCAUUGAGGAAUUUUUCCUGGAGUAUGAUACUCACUGGGGAGCGAUGCUUAAAGUUCUGAUGAAUGCCUACCAGCAGGAAAUUCUAGCUGAGGAAGCCAUACUGCACUGGUUCUCCAAAGGUGUGAGUUCAGAAAAGGGCAGGCAGCUGCGCAAGAACCAGGGGUUGUUGAAGUUCAUCAAGUGGCUGGAAGAAGCAGAGGAUGAAUCUUCUGAAGAGGACGGGGAGUGAAGUCAUUCCUACCGCCAGAAGCUGUGUCCUGUCCGGACCAGCAUAAUGUCUCUGUGUCUGUGUGGUCACAGGUGACAGAGUGGAGGAGAGCAGUCAAAGGAAUGCUUGGCCUGUGGUCUUGAAUGAAAAUAGCUCUUCACUCAGUGCUUCAUGAAUUAAUUUAUUUAUUAUGAAAUAUAGUUCUUCCAAUCUGCUCCAUUUGUAUAGGAAAGUGGAUUGAGAGUUUCAGCUUUGCUCUCAGGAGAAGUGUACAUUAUAAUUUUAAUGAAGGGACAUUUUUCAACUUCUCCUUUCUAAUGAGACCAUAUCCGUGAAUGUAAAAGAAAUAAAAGAUAUGCCGCAAAGGUAAUGCAUUAUAAAAACACAUGCAUGCUAAAAAUACUCAAGUUAAAGUGGAGGCCUCCCAUGCACAAGUUGAGCUCUGUGGUCCAGCAACGCGGGUUCAAGCCUGGUCAUGUCACCAGCCAGCAGUGACUGGGAUUUCCCAAGCAGCGGUGCACUAUGGCAGUACUGAGGGUAGGGUGGGAGUCGCCAGGGUGCCCUGGAUUCUCGGCAAUGUCAGCUACCCCUGUGGCCCCCCUGGGAGGUUUGCAGUGCACUGUGUGAGGGAGGAGCUUCUCCACAGUUCAGCUCUGACCCUCUGGCAUGGGGGUAUGGGGCUGUGCUGCCUGCGAUGCGUUACAAGCAAACAGCUCGGAGGUGGGCAGCUCAGAAGAGUCUCCCUACUGAUUUCUCUUGUUCUCUGAGACCUGAAAAACAAAAUUGAUCAUUUCAAAAUCGGAUGGAUGUAUCGAGUAAAUGGCAAAAUUCUGAAAACCACAUACUAAGUAUAUUCUUUGGCACUGGGUCAUGCAUUUAUAGAUUAUUUUCAAACAUUCUUACUUGAAUUUUGUGUUUGCCAUUGCUUUGUGGUAAAAAUACUAUAUAUUAAACUUCACUAUUAAAACCCUUUUGCAAAGUA
Molecule: messenger RNA, 3152 nt
Organism: Lepisosteus oculatus (spotted gar)
Lineage: Eukaryota; Metazoa; Chordata; Actinopteri; Semionotiformes; Lepisosteidae
Gene: eif2b5
Product: eukaryotic translation initiation factor 2B, subunit 5 epsilon
Biological process (GO): biosynthetic process
Cellular component (GO): eukaryotic translation initiation factor 2B complex
Molecular function (GO): translation initiation factor binding; translation initiation factor activity; guanyl-nucleotide exchange factor activity
Source: RefSeq, a predicted model, not a curated record